AUGGCCAAAACGGAUUGGGAUCUAUUAGAUCGCCAAGCUCUUGGUGUGAUUUGUUUGACACUAACACAAAAUGUGGCGUUUAACAUCAUUAACGAUAAGACCACUGCAGGCCUGAUGAAGGCGUUAUCAAAUAUGUACGAGAAGCCAUCUGCUUCAAAUAAAGUCUAUUUGAUGCGUCGAUUGUUAAACUUAAAGAUGACAGAAGGUGGAUCAGUCACGGAAUAUAUCAAUGAGUUUAAUAUAAUAUUAACUCAGUUGAGUUCUGUUAAUAGAACAAUUGAUGACAAAAUCAGGGCGUUGAUUCUACUAUCAUCUCUACCGGAGAGUUGGUCUGCAAUAGUAACUGCAGUUAGCAGUUCAUCAGGAAGCACCAAACUCAAAUUGAAUGAUAUUAGAGACUUGGUUCUAAGCGAAGAUAUUCACCGAAGAGAAUCAAGUGAUUCACCAGUAUCUUCUUUUAAUACCGAAAGCAGAGGGAAAAGCAACCAAAGAGGACAGAGUUAUGGUCGUGGCGGAUCAAAGUCAAAGAGAAGAGGACAAUCCAAAAAUCGCAAGGACAUUACUUGUUGGAAUUGCGAUAAAAAGGGUCACUAUAGUAGUCAAUACAGUCCAGUCGAAUCUUGGAUUCUGGACUCAGGUUCAUCCUUUCACUCUACAUCAUUCAAAGAAUUAUUGCAUAAUUAUAUUGCUGGAAAAAUUAGGAAAUUUUAUCUAGCAGACGGUGAACCUCUCGACAUUGCAGGAAAAGUUGAAGUUCAUAUAAAUACUUCACAAGAAAUUAAAGAUGAAGAACCAGAAGCCAAAUCUGAAGAAGAAUUAAAAGCCAAAUUUGUAUUAGAACCAGAAUCGGAACUAGAGAUAGAAUCAAAUGCAGAACCAAAUCUGGAAUCAGGACAUGAAUCGAAUUCCGUUUCAGUUACUCAUGAACCUAUAUUGAGGAGAUAUAAUAGAGUCACGAAUGCUCCAGAUAGGUUAACUCUCUUUCUUCACUAUUUACCUUUAACUGAUGCUGGAGAACUAGAGCAUUUUUUUGAAGCAAUGCAGGUGAUAGACUCUGAUAAGUGA
Molecule: messenger RNA, 1065 nt
Organism: Nicotiana tabacum (common tobacco)
Lineage: Eukaryota; Viridiplantae; Streptophyta; Magnoliopsida; Solanales; Solanaceae
Source: RefSeq, a predicted model, not a curated record